Truncatella angustata is the source of this 867-nucleotide messenger RNA. RefSeq lists its product as uncharacterized. The record is from RefSeq and is a predicted model, not a curated record. The transcript has a single exon. The coding region runs from base 212 to 403 and encodes 63 amino acids. Lineage: Eukaryota; Fungi; Ascomycota; Sordariomycetes; Amphisphaeriales; Sporocadaceae.
UUGCAAGUUGCCGCGGAACUAUCGCCAUUCAAACUGGCCGGGUCGAUUGCAAGUGAUGAUUGAAGUCGUGGCGGGUUGCACCUAAUGCUCACGGAUCCGUCAAUGACGGAGGCAAUCCCAAACGGAUGACUGUAAGGGACUGUCAUUUAGGGCGCAUCUUCGGUUCAUAGCGCUCUGAACAAUAUCAAUGGAGACCGGUUGAUCACAGCUAAUGAAGCUGUACGCGGUUGCUACUGGACUCAAAGCGUUAUCACGGGUGUCUUGUGCGUGUCCUGCUGGUUGCGGUAGAGAGCGUAAUAGUCACCAUACAAAUCUGGGAGUGUUUCCAGGGCCCUUUGGCAGCAUUCUUCAGUGGUUCCAAUUUCCGGUGGGACCGGUUGCCUACGUCGUCGAAUUAGUGUAGAAAUUGUUCCUUGCCAUAGCCAACAACAACCAAAUUCUCGUCUCCUGUGAGCCUCAAGAUAAAAAUUUCAUUCUUGUCUCUGUCUCUGGUUCAAACGAGACUGGACCGACCACUUGCUUGGGUGUACUGCAAGGCAGGUUGGUUUGGCUCGUAUCUCACCCGCUCCGCUACCCAGCUCCGAGAUCAUAUGCUUGCCUUUUGAAUUUCUUUUUGAAACGGCAAUCAAGUGCGACCUCAGUAAAUCACGGUGUACAGACACUCAUAUGCGCUGCUGUCCAAGUCUUCUGAUAUCAUGUAUCAGUUCGUACUCGUUGAGAAGCAAGAAUCUUGCUGCUAAAAUGAUCAUUGUAUCAAAAGUACAAACCACGAACUGACACAGUGGGAUGCAACAAUGUCCAAGACCAGGAAGCAAUUUGACUUGCGCAUGUCUAGGAACCUCUAGUACACUGUAUGUGAAGACCGUC